Ooceraea biroi (clonal raider ant) is the source of this 3870-nucleotide messenger RNA. Its product is annotated as cytochrome P450 4C1. NCBI's taxonomy places the organism in Eukaryota, Metazoa, Arthropoda, Insecta, Hymenoptera, Formicidae. The record is from RefSeq and is a predicted model, not a curated record. Gene Ontology annotation, molecular function: heme binding; iron ion binding; monooxygenase activity.
AUUAUAAAAAAGGAGGAAAAUCGCGAAUAACAACGGACCGAUGGCAAACAAAACGAAACGAAUUCUCGAUCCGACGAGAUCUUCAGUCUUCAGAUUUGAGAGUUGUUAUUGAUUCCUGUUGUUGUAAAAAGUACGGCGGAUAUUUAAGAUUGAUGCAAACGUGUCUGAUCGCCAGUAAAUCUUGACGUAUCGUUAUAUAUUAACGCUGUUGUGAAAUAAACGUACCUUUGGUUAUAUCCUCAAGACAGUCAUCUCUUGUGAUUCUUCUACUUCACGAAUAGCAGAAGCGAUUGGACGGCCACAGUAUUAAAUAUAAAAGUAAAGGAAAAUACAAGAAAAGCAGGUGGGAGGGAGAAAGAUUAUGAAAAUUCUUCAAGAAAGCAAUAACAACAGAUUUAGAUAUUGUUAUCAGUUCUGCUGAACUUUCAUACAUUGGACUUACUUCAUCAGUCUUGAGUUGACAGUUUGCACUGAUCUGUUCUAGCGCACGAAUUACUGCAUUGUUUAGACUACUUGCAAUUUCAUUGCCAACAUUUGAGCAGUACUGCAAUCGAUCGCAUCAGGGUAUUCAUCGACCACGGAUAUCGUGGUGGUUACCAACUUUGUCAUUGACUGGGAUAUUUUGUAACACAUAUGAUCUAAGGAUUGAUACUAGAACGAGAAUUGAACUCAACUUACCUUCGUUUAACAUCAACGAAGAUGAUCCUUAUUCUGUUGUUAUCGGUUAUCGUUGUUUUAUUCGUAUGGAAUUAUUAUGUGCAUUACGGAUCUAGAAAAGGCCGGCUCAUCAAUCGUAUACCGGGGCCAGCGCCUGUAUUUCCGAUAGGCGGCAACGUAUUAGAGUAUCAACAAUCACAUGAGGCCCUCUGGAAACUCCUACGUUAUGAAACUGACUUUUACUAUCCCAUUGUUAAAAUAUGGUGCUUUUUCGUACCUGUUGUGUCUAUCCGUCAUCCAGAUGAUCUGGAGAUAAUACUUUCUCCGAUGAAGCAUCUCGAGAAGAGUGCCAUAUAUGACAUUCUACUUUCCUGGUUUAAUACUGGCCUUCUCACUAGCGCAGGUGAUAAGUGGCAUGCGCGACGAAAGAUAUUAACGCCCGCCUUCCACUUUAAUAUAUUGCGGCAGUUCGUCGACAUUUUGAUCGAGGAGGGCGAACAAAUGACCAAAUCCUUGAAGGAUGGUAAAGGCGCGGUUGAGAAGGACUUAAUGCCGUUUCUUAGCAAGCAUACGCUCAACGCGAUAUGCGAGACUGCCAUGGGCACCUCUUUAAAAGACCUCGGCGCAUUCCAGAAAAAAUAUCGACAAGCAGUAUACGAAAUGGGUUUGCUUCUAGUUUAUAGAUUAGUGAGACCAUGGCUGCAUCCCAUAUGCUUUGGAGGUGUGCUCUUUGAUAUAUUACCACCUGGCUUUCGUCAACGAAAACUUUUGCGAAUAUUGCAAGGGUUCACCGAUAAAAUAAUAGCUGAGAGGAAACUCUAUCAUGAACGUACUGGCGACCGAUAUUUGAAAAUCUUUGAAAAUGACAAAAUGACGGAGGAGGAUAAUACAUACAUCAGAACUCGGAAAAAGCGACUCGCUAUGCUGGACCUCCUGAUAGCGGCAUCGCGAGAAAAUCAUAUAACCGAUUUCGACAUCAGAGAGGAAGUCGAUACCUUCAUGUUCGAGGGACAUGAGACUACGGCGGUGGGAAUAUGCUAUCUGUUGUUAUUGUUGGCUGAGCACAAAGACAUUCAGGAUCGCGUAAGGGCUGAAGUCGAUAGCGUGAUGCAAGAGAAUGGAGAGAGAUUCACUCUGGCAGUGUUACAAAAGCUACCGUAUCUGGACAGAUGCUUGAAGGAAUCAUUGCGAUUAUAUCCCAGCGUGCAUUUCAUAUCGCGACUUAUCUCGGAAGAUGUAACAUUUCCAUUUUACAUUAUGGACGAAAUGUCGUACAGUUUAAUUAAAAAAAAAGUUAAUUUUGCUCAAGAAAAGAAAUAUGUGGUGCCGGCUGGUACGGUAGUGCAUCUCAAUAUCUACGGUGUCCACAGAGAUCCGAAUUUCUGGCCAAAUCCAGAAGUGUUUGAUCCAGAUAGAUUCUUGCCCGAGAGAAGCCAAAAUCGUCAUCCUUAUUCCUAUCUGCCAUUCAGCGCGGGACCACGAAAUUGCAUAGGUCAAAGAUUCGCUUUGCUGGAGAUGAAGGCCAUGAUAGCUCCGCUAUUGCACAGCUUCUACCUGGAACCGAUCGAUUAUUUGAAGGAUCUGAAGAUAAAAACUGACUUGGUCCUACGACCUGCAUAUCCGCUUCGUGUAAGAUUUGUCCCAAUCCAAGAUACGUAAUCAUGGAAAGCGAAUUUGUAUUUUAUCGGUGUAGAAAUCUUACGGAUCGCUGAAAUAACGAACAACUCAUUCCAGCACUAUCGCAUUAUGUAAUCGACAUAAAACCAGACGUAUUAUGUAUAUAACUAUACGAGAAUAUAUAGGAUAUUGAAAAGACUCCUUUCUGUCCCCAGUAUAUUCAUUAAUCAGUAAAUCCUUUUUAUUAUUAACCAAACCUGGCUAUAUAAUUGAUGAUCAACAUACAACGUUUUGACUAUUGUUUUUGAUCCUUUUCAAGGGUGAAUAACUCUUAUAGCGUGACAAGUCAUUUUCUAGACAUAAAUAUUGUUGUGUCCGGGUCGGUCACCCGGUGCAGUACCGCCGAUCGUCGCAGCUGAUAGUCAGCUGAUGGUCAGCGGAGCAGAAGACGCGAGUCUCUACGCGACGCGGUCUCCAGGGAAGAGAAAUAAUAAACAAGAGCGAACGGAGAGUUGAAGCCCGGCGGCUGAGACAGCUAGACGUGUUGCGAAUAAGCGCUUGAAUUGCUACGCAGUUGUACCGUUAUUGGAAUAAAGCGUGUUUACUCUAAUUCUCUAACGCGAGUGUUAUUCCGCGAGUAUGCGAGUGAAAGUGAGCGUGUGGUGCGAGCGAGUAUCGAGCCGGAGUUGGCACGGACAUAACAAUAUAUAUAUUUAUAUGAAUGAGUUCAAGUAAAAAGGAAGUAAUUAAAGAAAUAAUAACUAACUAACUUACCGACUGAAAACGACCUGUUGUAAAAAGUAAGAUAAAGAUUUUCAAGGAACACGUCAAUAAACACCUAACGAUGACAAGUUACUGAUAACCAAGACAAUAAAUAAAACUGUGUUUUUCUAAAUGCUAUCGCUACAUAGGACAAGCUAUGUGUAUUUCAAAAUAGUGUUAUAUAUACAUGGCAAUUUUUUUGUAAAUUGAUCGAAUUAUUAUGUCUUUUAAUAUAAAACAUUUCUGCCAUUUCUCUUUUUUUGUAAUGAUUUUCACAGAGACGCUUUAAAUUCCAUCUAAUGUUAUCACUCAUUCAUUAGAAUUUAUAUUAUUAAUUGAACUCAUUCACAAGAAUUUAAUUUAUAUAUGUAUUUCUAGAAAAUGACUUGUCACGCUAUAUAAGAAUUAUUCACCUUGGAAAGGACCAAAAACAAUGGUCGAAACGUUGUAUGUAUGAUCAUCGAUCAAUUGUAUAGUCAGUUUUGGUCAAUAAUAAGAAGGAUUUAUUAAUUAAUAUAUACGAUACUUAUCAUUUUAAUUAAGCUGACUUGUUUGUUUUGAGAUGUCUUAAAUUGUUUUAUUGAGGCAGGUGGUUUAUCGCGUCACUAAUUAUACAGCGAUGUUACCAUCAUAGCAACGUGAGCAUACGGUGUUAGAGUGAGCAUCUUAUAUAUUCAAAUGUUUGUUGGCGCUCGUAGAGGCGCAAAUGCGCGAGUAGUUUUUUUAGCAGUUCAGUUGUUUCGUUCGUUCGUUCGUGAAGUCGAGAGUAGUACGCGAACCGAGUCGUACAUGUAUAAGCGGCAAAAUAAAAUAGUUACGAGUUUUGUGAUAUUA